UCUUCUUCGAGCCAAUGGUUGAAGGGUUGUCAUUGAUGUUCCUCCUUGUUUCACUUUUAUUCGUCUCACGAGUAACGUCAAGAAACUUUACUAUAGAAAACAAAUGCGAUUAUACUGUCUGGCCGGGAGUUCUAACCACGAAUACCGUUCCACUCUCCACCACCGGCUUCGAACUCAAGAAAGGAGAGGCGCGUGUCAUCAACGCGCCGUCGUCAUGGACAGGUCGUUUCUGGGGUAGGUCUCUCUGCUCAACCAGCUCAAAAGGAAACUUCUCCUGCGCCACCGGAGACUGCGGCUCAGGAAAAAUCGAGUGCUCUGAAGGCUCAGCGCCUCCAACGACUCUAGCUGAAUUUUCCCUAAACGGUUCCAACGGUCAAGACUUCUAUGAUGUAAGCCUCGUAGACGGUUACAACCUUCCUUUAGUGGUGGUCCCACAACGUCCGCAGAGUGGCCAGACAUGCGUCAGCAUUGGUUGCGUGGUCAACCUGACCAAGACGUGUCCGUCGGAGCUUCAGGUUAUGGGAAGCUCCAGCGAGGGAGAGCCAAUUGCUUGCAUGAACGCUUGUCAGAAAUUCAAAACAGCGGAAUUCUGCUGCACCGGCGAGUACUCUACGCCUCAGAAAUGUCCACCGUCGCUUUACGCAAAGAAUUUCAAGAACGAAUGUCCACUCGCUUAUAGCUAUGUUUAUGAUGAUGCAACCAGCACAUUCACAUGCUCAAACUCACCUAACUACGUCAUCACCUUUUGCCCGCCGAUUACUUCGAACACCACCAACAACAACAGGAGCUCAGCGGCUGAUCCUCCAUUCCCAGCUCAACCUUCCAAGGAAACUAAUGGAGGAACAAAACGUAUCUCUCGCGGCCUAGAGUAUUUGCACAAUCGUUGUGUCACAAGGAUUGUGCAUUUCGACAUAAAGCCGCAGAACAUACUGAUGGACGAUCAUCUUUGCCCUAAGAUUUCGGAUUUUGGUCUUGCUAAACUAUGCAAGAAUAAGGAAGUAAGCAUAAUUUCAAUGCUAGAUGCCAGAGGGACAGCGGGAUAUAUUGCCCCUGAAGUAUUUUCCAAGAAUUUUGGGGGAGCUUCGCAUAAGUCAGAUGUGUAUAGUUAUGGGAUGGUGAUUCUUGAGAUGAUUGGAGCAAGGAAUAUAAACAUGGUUAAAAAUGCUCGUUCCACUAAUAGUUCAGUGUACUUUCCAGAUUGGAUCUAUAAGGAUUUUGAGCAAGGAGAAAUUAUGAGGAUUUUGGGAGAUCAGAUAACCGAAGAAGAAGAGAAAAUUGCGAAGAAAAUGGUAUUGGUUGGUUUGUGGUGUAUUCAGACGAAUCCAUCUGACCGUCCACCAAUGAUCAAAGUCAUUGAAAUGUUAGAGGGGAAUCUAGAGGCUCUCGAAAUUCCACCUAAACCUCUCUUGUAUUUACCCGCAGCAACGGUACCAGAAACUCUUGAAGAUAGUAAUGAGACUACAAGCUUCUCUAAUCCAACUCAGUUUGAAAGAGGUACUCCAUCAGCUAGCUAGUGAAGAUGUUUUACACUUUUCCAAAGAAGUGAUUCAACAAACUGUUGAGGAGAGUCAAUUUAGGUCAAGGUCCUCCUAAACUAAAAUCAACAAAAGAGUGGAUCUCUUAAAACUUAUCAAGAUCUUGAGGUAUUCUUCUCGGUUAGUCAUAUACAACUUCGGAUUUGAUUGUGUUUAUUCUAAGCUUAUUAAAUGAUGUUUAUUGAC
This is a messenger RNA of Arabidopsis arenosa, 1721 nucleotides long. Lineage: Eukaryota; Viridiplantae; Streptophyta; Magnoliopsida; Brassicales; Brassicaceae. The record is from the annotation of a GenBank genome assembly.